UUCAGAAGGAAUCUAUAAAAUUAACUGUCAUCGUCUUUGAAAGCAACGGCAAUCGCAGUAAAACUAAUUGUUGCCGUACUUUCGAGUGUGGCCGCGCGUCCAUUCAACGGCACGAAUGAUAAGUGACUGCUUACGUAAAGAACGUAAACUAAAACGAAAUGUAACACACUGUAUGGCUUCAUGAGCAACUAAAAAAUAAUAGCGUAUUUAAAAUUUGACUUUCGUUAAAAUUGCCCCAGUGCGAUUAUACAUGAGCGGACAAAUACCGACGUUACAGCUGAGACGAUAUGGAUUAGCCUAGUUUACCGUGUACCGUCUAUCAACCACAGGCGAUCAUUUCGCUGCUGUUAAUCCCGAAUUGCUCAUUUGGCCACUGACAGUAAUGUCGUUGCCUGCCAGCCUCUCUGGCUAACGAGUUGCCAUUCAGCUGUGAGCUGAUCAUUAUACGGACGAACCGACGAAUGGACAGACAGGGGCGGCUAACAAUGCUACUACUCGGAACUCGACGUCAUUGUAAAUUCUCCCUCCUUCGAGAGUGCCUUCUGGUGGCCUUCUCUCUCUUUUUUCUGAGCUUUUAGGGCCUGUCGGCGCAAUGGCGAUGGCAGUAGUCUUUCGUGUAACAUGCGAGGUGGCCUGCUGUUUUGCCUCAGCCUUAAGUACCCAUUGUACUAGACUCUCUGGCGAAUCUGUGGCCCGAGACGCCGGGCCGCCCGUCGCGGUGCGGCCAUCUGUGUUUAAUUUCGUCGAUAAUGCAUACAGGCGGAAAACACCAAUUCGGACCGUCCAAUCGAGUAAAAGUAAAAGGGACGUCAAUCGAAGCGGGCUACAUGUCGCUGCAGAAAAAGCUCCCUUCCUCACCACUGGAGGUGAAUUGCAAGAAGCGUCGACGAUGGGGUUGCUGCAGUAUUUCAAGUGCCCUAAUCGGAUUGGUCUUUCUCGUCGCAGUAGUCGUGACAGUGUUCUAUAUCUUCCUUUUUACCGAUCUCGUAAAGCACAUCACUGCGACUCAGGGAAAUAGUUCAGAAAACUCAAACAAUGCAAGUGUAGAGCGGACACUGUUGUCUCGUUUAGCAGGUGGCGGGGGCGUCGGUACGAAACUUCCAGAGCCUGCAACGACAAUGCCUGCACCUAAGCUUAAGGAUCUCAACAUUCUCGUUCUUGUUGUAGACACUCGCAGUCUUAAUGUAGAUGGAGGCGCAUUUAAGAACACCGUCGAUGCUUGGCGUAAAACCGAAGCCGCUUGGAAAGAGAUGCAUGAAAGUAAUGCAAUCAGUGAUCGUCUUACUGUUCGACACUGCCAGAGCUGCGCAGCAGUGGGACUUCGCGACGACGAGCAGGGUACAACAAUAUUCUACACAGUUGAACAUCUAAAGGGCGAAACGCACUCGUUCAAUUUGGUUGUAUUCGUGGCUCAACCCACAUCUCCGGGGGAGGUGUUGGCGAUGCUUACCCGGUAUGGCCGUUCUGAUAACCUUGGCGAUGUGUGCCAAAGAGGGACAUGGUCAAAAACAGGUUGCGACUUCAUCGUUGGAGUCAGAGAUUCAAAGGAGUUUCAGUUGCGGGAUAGAAGCCACAAUCAUCAUCAUCAUCUUCAAAGGCAUCCGUCUGAAGGAAGCAACACGAUGACAUUCACAAUGUCGUCACCUUCAUCUCGUAUAGACAGAAGCUCGCCCCAAUUUGCUUUUCGAGUGCAGGCUCUGCCAACAACGGAGAGCACGCUGCUGGAUAUUAAUAGCACAAUCGUCAUGCAAAAGGACGCAAGCACGUUUAAGGUGCUUAUCCAUAGACCAAUGGUCAUUAAGUGAUUUUCACACAUGAUUAGGCAACUAGAGACUAAGGACACGUAAGGAUGGAGCCUUUAAAGUUCAGUUGAGUUGAGACAAGGAAAGAAAGUGAAUGUGUAGGCUUCAACCGGAGUCCAUAAAGAGUGCCUAGAGUUCUUUUUCGCAUGCUUUUUUCUGCUAACGUGAUCGUAUAAGUUAACGCGGUAGAUAAUCUUCUCCGGACAAUGCUAAUGGCUUUUAUACUUAGCCUUGUGAUACACUGUAAAGUUGUUAAGUAAUUUAUAUAAAUGCGAAUGUAAGUAACGGCAAUGUACAAACAUCGAAGAAAUGUUAAAUGUCUGCUAAAGGCAUCAAUAAACAGAUGUGUAGUUAUAAGGAAAAACAACUGCGUGAAAACACUACAUCUUAGUAGUUCGCCAUCAUACAACCAUUUAGUGACUUCUACCCCAUAUAACAAAACGCAUAUAUAUAUAUAUAUAUAUAUAUAUAUAUAUAUAGAGAGAGAGAGAGAGGGGAGAGAGAGAGAGAUGAGAAAACUUACAACUUAGCGAUGUCACUUUGGAUCCUUGCCGCCUGUAUAUAGUCGUGUAAAUAACAGAUUUUAACUGACUGAAACAGUCAGUGGAUACUAUUAAAGUAAAUAAAUGCAGACCGC
Messenger RNA from Varroa destructor (honeybee mite), 2439 nucleotides. RefSeq lists its product as uncharacterized. The record is from RefSeq and is a predicted model, not a curated record. NCBI's taxonomy places the organism in Eukaryota, Metazoa, Arthropoda, Arachnida, Mesostigmata, Varroidae.